UUUCUAUAUAAACUAACUACCAUUCUCCGAAUCGUUGAGCCUUCGAUCAUUAUUCAAAUAAUCAUCAAUAAUGAUCAGCUCAUACCCCACCACCACCACCGCCGCCACCGCCACGAUCACCACCGUUGAUUGCGAGAAACAAGUCCGGUCGUGGCGGCUCCUCCGCUCUCUAGUUGAGUUACUCAUCCCGAGUUGUUACUGUACUUUUGAUGAACCUACAGAACAUGUCCUGAAUAAAAAAUCCAUCUUGUCAUCCUUUAAUUAUCAUAGGUCAUCAUUUUCAUCGAACACAUCGAAUAUUACGGGUACUAUAUUCGGAUAUCGUAAAGGAAAAGUCAAUUUUUGUAUCCAAACAAACCCUAAUUCCUCUACCCCGCUUCUUCUCCUUGAACUUGCGGUUUCCACUUCUACCCUCGCACGCGAAAUGCGUGGAGGGGUACUAAGAAUAGCACUAGAAAGUUCCGAUGAGGGUACUUGCGGAAGUGGAAAUGAAAAUUCUUCCCUUCUGUCCACGCCUAUAUGGACGAUGUAUUGUAAUGGGAAGAAAGUAGGGUUUGCGGUGAAGAAAAAACCUAUGAAAUCCGAUUUGCUAGUGUUGAAGCAAAUGGAAAGUGUAGUUGUGGGUGCGGGCACUAUUCAUGGUAAAGAAAUUAAUCGCGAUGAUGAUAUAAUGUAUCUCAGAGGAAAAUUCGAGAGGGUUCAAGGAUCUUCUGACUCAGAGUCUUUUCAUUUGAUCGAUCCUGAAUGUAGUAUGGGGCAACAAUUGAGCAUUUUCCUUCUCCGCUCUCGUUCUAGCUGAGCAAAACGAUGGUGUUCAAGUUAGCUUGUAAUUUCUUACUUUUUUUUUUUUUGUUACCUCCUAAGUUAUGAGUUUUAUUCUUUGGUGGUGCUAUGCAACAUCCCAUGUGUUUUUCGAGCUGUGUUUUCUUGCAUGGCUUUUUUUUAUUAUCCCUAAUUGGGAUAUUAUUUAUCAUGGGGUGUGUGUUGUAAUUAUCAGAGAUGAAUAUUUGUAAAAAUGUAAUUAAUGGAGGAACCUUUUAGUUGAUAUAUUUUCCCUUUAUAGUUCA
Molecule: messenger RNA, 1067 nt
Organism: Capsicum annuum
Lineage: Eukaryota; Viridiplantae; Streptophyta; Magnoliopsida; Solanales; Solanaceae
Product: protein MIZU-KUSSEI 1
Exons: 1
Coding region: 71-799 (242 amino acids)
Biological process (GO): hydrotropism
Source: RefSeq, a predicted model, not a curated record